AUGGCAGGAGGUUUUUUUGACCUUCCGAUCUCCCGCAGCGCCUCUGAUGAAGGAUCAUCAAGUAUAUCACGGCCGCGUUCCUUUAAAUCAUCACUGCCCAGUGAUAGCUUCCAAGGCCAGUCUCAGGUGCAGAGCUUCAGUGACGCUAGCGCACAGGGCAAGCAUCGGAAUGCAGGAAUUCUCAAAAGCAAGAACCGUGUAAAGCUUACAGCCAGCGAGUCCGAGGCAAGAGACCAGCAAACUGGGUCCAUGGUCGAAUUCCGACUGGAUCGAAGGGGCACUGAGCUGCUGCAAAAACCAUUACCCACUGCCAGCAUUCCAGGCUUCCAGGAAAAGGUCCCAUCAAGCUCUCAACUGGCAUCAAAGGUGGAAGAUGAUCACAUUCGUGCGUCAGUAGAUGUCGCCGGUUUGACGAUCAGCACCAGAACUAGCGCCCCAGGAACGUCAGGAGAAUAUGAACUUGGUCAGGGUACGCAUGACAAGGGGCGUGCCAUCUGCUUCGCCCAUGAAAGGGCCCACAGGCUCGCAUCCCUUCUCAAUUGCGCCCAGAAUUCUCUGAAGCAAAGCCCUCGGUGCAGCCUAGUGUCUUCAACUGGCUCCAACCCUGCUGAAUCGGUGUACCAGACCGAAGAUGCAGAUAAUUUUCCUGUGAUCAGCUUCCCCGAGAAACAACAACUCUUCGACACCUUGAUAGAUGAACAUGAAGCGGAAAUCUUAGAUGGGCGAUCACCACUGUGCAACGCCGAAGCCCAGUAUCUAGUGCAUCAAAUGUCACCCCGAGACCUUAACUUCCUGACUCGCCUUCGCCCUCGGUCCCCCGGCCUGCACUCCAGUGACCAAGACACCGCCAGCGAGGCCAGAAAAUCAUGCGAAUCUGCUGAACGAACCAGAAAUUACCGCGGAAGCAUUCUUUCAUCGCUACUCAAGAUUUACGACCAGCCUCCUUAUAGCCAGAACCAAAGUCGAGGACGUUAUGGGCGCUCUCGCCAGGGGAGCUCCUCCGAGUUCAGUGGACGCGGCCUGUCCCCGGACUCUGUUUGGAAACCACAGCGGAAGUGGUAUCAUAAAACAAUCGCUCGUUCCAGCAUUUCCAUGGCCGGCUCUUCCCGCCGCUCCGGCUCUCCUUUUGCCAUGCUCACGCGGUCCCGCAGCAGUGGUGCUGCCAUUCCAAGCUUAGGCCACUCACGUCCCAAGCCUCAGCUUGAGGAUGAAAUUCACAUCACUGUUCAUAUCGCCGAGCUUCUGUCUCGACAACGGUACUUGAUCCGGCUUUGUCGUGCUUUGAUGAAGUAUGGAGCUCCAACUCAUCGAUUGGAGGAAUAUAUGCGCAUGACAGCUCGUGUCAUCCAGAUCGAUGGCCAGUUUUUGUACAUACCGGGCUGCAUGAUCAUCUCGUUUGAUGAUGCCUCCACACACACAACAGAAGUCAAGGUUGUCCGGUCCAGUCAAGGCAUAGAUCUGGGUAAGUUGGCCGACGUACAUGAGAUUUACAAGGAAGUGAUUCACGAUGUCAUUGGGGUUGAAGAGGCAAUACAGCGACUCGAUGAGAUUAUGAAGAAGCAGAGCAAAUUCCACAUUCUAUUCCUCAUCUUCGCUCACGGCUGUGCUAGCGCAUGUGUUGGUCCCUUUGCCUUCAAUGCCCGACCGGUUGACAUCCCGGUGGCGUUUCUACUAGGGUGUCUACUCGGAGUUUUACAACUGAUCCUGUCAACCAAAUCGAGCCUUUAUUCGAAUGUGUUCGAGAUCUCUGCUGCAGUUCUCACAUCUUUCCUUGCUCGUGCCUUCGGAAGCAUCAGAUUCCAUGGGGAACCUCUGUUUUGCUUUUCUGCCCUCGCACAGUCGGCCAUCGCCCUCAUCCUCCCAGGGUACACUGUACUAUGUGCUAGUUUGGAGCUCCAGUCACGCAGUUUAGUUGCAGGCUCUGUUCGCAUGGUCUACGCUAUCAUUUACUCCUUGUUCCUCGGAUUUGGGAUUACCAUUGGCACCGCCGUUUACGGGCUCCUCGACUCUCAAGCCUCGACGGCGUAUACAUGCCCCGCCAGCCCCAUCCAUAACGAGUACCUGCAGCGGUUUCCGUUCGUGAUUCUCUUCACCGUGUGCCUGGCGAUCGUCAACCGCGCCAAGUGGAAACAAAUGCCGAUCAUGGUAGUGAUAUCUCUAGCUGGCUACGUGACCAACUACUUCAGCGCCAAGCGUUUCUAUACCAACACCCAAGUGUCCAAUGCCCUGGGCGCUUUUGUCAUUGGUGUGAUGGGCAAUUUCUACAGCCGGCUACGACAUGGACUCGCCGCUGCAGCCAUGCUCCCAGCUAUCUUUGUUCUUGUUCCUUCUGGCCUAGCGGCUAGUGGGUCUCUGAUUUCGGGUAUUACUUCUGCGGAGGAAAUGACCCGGUCUCCAUAUGCAGUUGUGAGCAAUGGAACACAAGGAUUUGUCGACGCGGCAAAGAAGCUAUCAGCCGAGGAGGCCAGAAACCAAAGCUAUGGUGUUGUUUUUGAUAUCGGAUACGGCAUGGUCCAAGUUGCUAUUGGCACGACGGUUGGUCUCUUCCUAGCCGCUUUGGUGGUUUAUCCGCUAGGCAAGAAACGAAGCGGACUGUUCAGCUUUUAG
Molecule: messenger RNA, 2607 nt
Organism: Penicillium digitatum Pd1
Lineage: Eukaryota; Fungi; Ascomycota; Eurotiomycetes; Eurotiales; Aspergillaceae
Product: threonine/serine exporter family protein
Biological process (GO): transmembrane transport
Molecular function (GO): transmembrane transporter activity
Source: RefSeq, a predicted model, not a curated record